UAAAAACUUUUAAGAUGAAAGAAGGUAUUAUAUGUGUAUCUUAUAAGAGAAAUGAUAACCGCUUAUUAAUUUACUAUUUAAAACGCCAUGAAACACGUUAUCUUCUUCUUGCCACUUUUAGUGCAAGAUUAGCAUUAGCAAUGGUGUCGUAGAAACAGAAAUGGCGCCGCUUGCACGACGUUUCAUCAACAUCGUAAGUGAAGGUGUGCCUGUGGAAAUACUGUGACAUGGAGAGAAGUCAGACUCUGUCAGAGACACCUGCAUCUGCUAGACGUCUCUUGUGAAGACACAUUCACUGAUUUAAAGGCUCACACAAGUUUCAAGAUGGAAGAACAAAAAUUAGCCCAGUGCAAUGAAGAACCUGUUCGUAACACCAUACAGCAGGAGAAUUCUUUGACAGAGAUUUCAAAUAUUGCUUGUAACAAGGAUAAAGUCACUAUGAAUACAUUUUGCAAUAAAAACAAAUCUGAAAUUCAAAAAAAGAGAAAGGUUCAAAAACUGUCUCCAGCUUUGUCUCAAGAUAGGGAGGUUGAUAUUGAGAUUCCACAACCUGAAGAAAAUAAAAAUAAAAAUAAAAGAGUAAAAGUUCCUAAGAGAAAUGCAUCUGUGCCCUCUAUCCAAGAUCAUGUCGAAGAGGGUACAGAGCACAUGUUUCGCACGCACAUAUGCACAGAAUGCCGGCGUUGCUUUAAGACUCGCUCUCACCUGAUGGAACACAUGCGUCUCCAUUUUCCCGACCCCAGCCUGCAGUGUCCCACCUGCAAGCAUUACUUCACCAGCAAAAGUAAGCUGCGCGUCCACAUGCUCCGUGAGUCUGGCGAGAAGCGACACUGUUGCCACCUGUGUGAGUACAGCGCGGUGGAGCGUAACACACUGCGCCGCCACCUCAUCAGCGUGCACGGUCACCAAGGUGAGGACGAUCAUGCCACGGACCCCUACACAUGCCCGACUUGCCAAAAGAGCUUUCACCAGAGUCAGGCAUUAAAGAGCCACAUGAAGACCCAUCACAUGACGCACGAUGGCCAGCCUCUGCUCUGCUUCCAGCAGGGAUGCUCCUUUCAGAGCACAGAAAAAAAGCAGAUUCAGAAGCACAUAAUUGAUGUACAUGGGGUCAAAGCCACGGAGUGCCGUCACCAUGCCUGCAGCGCUUUAUUUGGGAGCCAAGAGGAUAUGGAGGCUCAUUUUCGCAUGCAUCAGGCUUUUCACUGCACACAGUGCAACUUCACUUGUUCUAACAAGAGCCGUUUCCAGCAGCACAAAAGACAGGGCCAUGCAGGUGAGACACAGCUUAGCUGUAGCUUCUGUCCUUUCAGCACCUUCAAUCCAGUGGAGUUUGACCAGCAUGUAGGCCAUCUCCAUGCCAGUGAGAAAAUACACAGAUGCCAGGAGUGCAGCUUUGUGACCGCUCACAAAAGAGUCCUUAAAAGACACUUGCUGAUGCAUACAGGUGAAAAGCCCCACAAAUGCGCACUGUGUGAAUUCAGAUGCCGAGAUGAGACGUAUCUCUCAAAGCACAUGCUGACGCACUCUGAUGAUAAGCAGCAUAUGUGUUCAGAAUGUGGCUAUGUCACCAAAUGGAAGCAUUAUCUGAAUGUCCACAUGCGCAAACAUACUGGUGAUCUCCGGUACAAGUGCAACCAGUGCAUGUACCGCUGCCACCGCAUUGACCAGCUGAACAGCCAUAAACUCCGUCAUCAAGCCAAAACCUUGAUUUGCGAGGUGUGUGCCUACUCUUGCAAGCGGAAGUCCGAACUGCAGAAACACAUGCAGCUUAAACAUUCUACUGGUGAAGAGCACCAGCCUCCUCUUUACCAGUGCAAGUUCUGUGCAUAUUCAACAAAGUACCGGCAAGCACUACACAACCAUGAAAACUGCAAACAUACUCGGACAAGGGAGUUUCGCUGUGCCCUCUGCUCCUACACCACAUUUAGCAACACUGGUCUUUUCCUGCACAAGCGGAAAGCUCAUGGAUAUAUCCCUGGGGACGUGAAAUGGCUGGAGAUAUAUGCAGAAAAAGAACGACAAAAGAACUCUGUGGAUGUAAUGCAGAAUUUUUACUCUAAAGUUGCAGGACCUCAGAGAGCAGUUGAGGAAAAUUCAGGAAGUCCUGCGGAUUCAGGAAGCAAUACACAAAAUGCUAACCAAGUGGAGUUGCAAAAUAAUGUGACAAACAUUGUUAGUUCCGAUAGUCCUCAUAGAUGUGAAACAGCAAAUAAUUCAGACAAAGCCAAUGCAAUCUUAGAACACCAUGUCGGUUCUGAUGUUAGGUCGUUUGUAGAGGAAAAAAAUAAGGUCAGUGUAGGAAGUCAGCCCGUUAUUCUUGACCAAGAGCAAUUUGGUAUUCUAACUCCCUUAGCAGGAACUGAAAAUCCACAGAUGGCUCCCUUGGAUACUGAGACAGAAAGUGCUGUGACUGUGCCUAUAGAUGGUGCUACUGGGUCUUACAUGCCAUGUGAUGUCCCUCAGAUCCCUCUGGAGACUGUAAGUGAAGAGGAAGAUGUUGUCAUGUCAGGCCAUGAGGAUGGUAGUACAUCUGAUGAGCAGAUACCAGACAGAGGAAAUGAGAUUUUGGAGGACGAGGCCCAAACCUCAGCAGCCACUCAGUCUGCUUUCUCUUCGGCCCAUGCAAAUGAGGCUGGAGGUUCAGAAACUUUGCUUCAGGUCAUGAGGAGACAUGACAAAGACCAAGCUGAGGUCCUGAUCCUGGAGGGUCGAGUGCAGAUGCUGGUGGUCCAGACUCGAAACAACAUCUACCAGUGUGAUCGUUGCUUGUAUGUGACCCGGAAACAUGCAGCUUUAGUGAGGCAUUGCAGAUCAUCCUGCCAGGUGAUGAAGGCGGCUCUCCAGUGCCAGGACUGUGGCUUACGCUUCAAACAAUUACGUUCCUUUAACACCCACCGUUUCAGAAAGUGCCGUGCUCUGCAGAAAAAGAAAAAAAUCUUUUUUGUGAACACAGAACAUGAUAGAACUGCACAGAGCCAGAAUAAAACAUAUAAUAAGGACAAAACUGGAUGCCUGUUGACACCUGUUAUAGGGACAGAUCAAUGGAAGGAGAAUAUGCAGGAAAUCACAUUGGGAGCUAAAAUGGCAAAUGUUGACUCAGAGAGCACGAAAACAAAUGAUGGUUCAGAGUCCCUUGGCUUGGCUCAUGGUGAAACAUGUGGUUAUCAUGAAGACAGUUGUAAGUUCACCUGCAAAAUAUGUUCCUUUUCAUGUAGCAGAAAGGCCAUGAUAGAUCGGCACUGUGCAGCCUGCUCCAGACGAAUAUCUAAAAGAAAGUUUACUGUGAUUGGCUCUGAGCCAGAGGAACAGCACAGUGAGUCAGACUGUGAGGAAGGGGAGCAAGACAGAGGAAACACUAAAGGAGACUUGGGAGAGAAAGCAAUAAAGAGUAAAAAGCGAAUUUCUUGUCCAAGAUGUCCGUUUGUUUGCCAACAGAAGAGGGCGUUGACAAGCCACGAAAAGCGAGGCUGUUUAAGGCCUGGGGAGAUCCAGUGCCAGCACUGUUCAUUCGUGGCCAGAUCAGAGAAAUCGCUAAAGCAUCACUUCCUGAUUCACAGUAAAGGAAUGGAUACUAAGAGGGGCAGAAGAGCUCAGCUAUGUUGUAGACUCUGUUCAUUCACCUGCAAACAGGAGAGAUGUAUGGCACAGCAUGUGGCACUGAAACAUGAGGGCGUGCGCCCGUUCCGUUGUCGCUUUUGCGAUUUCAGCACGGCACGGCGUAACCGCCUGGAUGCCCACGAGUCCAUCCACACUGGUGUCGGGAGGCACUGCUGCGAGCUGUGUGGUCACACUUUUGGCACCUCAUCCAAGCUACGUCUGCAUCGUCAGAGGAUCCACGACAAGCAGGCCACCCACUUCUGCCCUCUGUGUGACUACAAAGGCUACAACCCAACCGACAUCAACCGCCACACCCUCAGCUGCCACACGGGGGAGCUAUGUCACUCCUGCAGUCAAUGUGAGGCCCGUUUCAGCUCUGAUAUUGCCUUGAAGCAGCAUUGUAAGCGGGCUCACCAGACUGACAGCAGCCAAGGCUGUUCCCAGUGUGGCUUCACCUGCACCAGCCAACCUGUCCUCAAAGACCACAUGCAACGUGAACAUUCUCGAAAUGAUAGUGCUAGCUCACAAGACUCACGGCUUGUUCCAGAGAAGCGCCACAAGAUCUCUCUCACCCAGCAGUGUCCAGAUUGCCCUUUCACCACUGGAAAGAGGCUGCUUCUAAUCCAGCAUAUCUUGGAUGAGCAUGAGGGGGAACGUCACGAGGAAAAAACUCUGAAAUGUGAUGUUUGCGGCUUCUCUUGCUCACAUCAGCUUGUGUUUGACCAGCACGUUCGUUCUCAUGGAGGCACCUGUCUCUACAAAUGCACAGAGUGCGACUUUUCUACCCGCAACAGGCAGAAGAUCACAUGGCACAUUCGCAUCCACACAGGAGAGAAACCGUACCGCUGUGAGAAGUGCACCUACACCUGUGCUGAUCCUUCUCGACUGAAGUAUCACAUGAGGAUUCACCAGGAUGAACGCAAAUAUCUCUGCCCAGAAUGUGGUUACAAAUGCAAAUGGGUAAACCAGUUGAAGUACCACAUGACAAAACAUUCAGGAGCCAAAUCAUAUGCGUGUGAGGAAUGUGAAUAUCGCACAAACCGCGCAGAUGCCCUGCGUGUUCACUGCGAGACACGUCAUCGGGAUGUGCGUUCCUUUGUCUGCGAGAAGUGUGGCAAGGCCUUCAAGACCCGCUUCCUGCUCAAGACGCACCAGAAGAGGCACAGCGACGAGCGGCCCUAUGUGUGCUCUGUGUGCCAGCGCGGGUUCCGCUGGCCUGCCGGCCUCCGCCACCACUACCUGUCCCACACCAAUCAGCUGCCCUUCCGCUGCCUGCACUGCUCCUACCGUGCCAAGCAGAAGUUCCAGGUGGUAAAGCACCUACGCAGGCAUCAUCCAGGCCAGCCCUUGCACAGUGGAGUGUAUAAGGACCCAGACGUUCCUGCAGUCCCUCUCCAAAAGGCCAGGCUUGGGUCAAAAGAAGAAGGGGUCGCAGAAGGACAAAGUGUUGCAGAGGCAGUAAAAGAAAUGGAAGAACCUUAGCCUUUGUUUUCCCCUGAGGGUUUAGCCCAUUCAUACACUGUAACAGUUUUGUUUUAGGUUUAACAUACACUUGACUGAAGGUGAAUUGUCUUUUAUCUGAGUUGAUAUCUUUUAAGCUUUUCGAAACACUUGCAUAUUCAAAGGGAAAACUUCAUGAUGGGGAAAGAGUCAACAAUAAUUAUAUAGUCUUUUAUACACACGCGCGCACACACACACACACACAUAUAUGGUAUUGAAAACAAUAUUUUUAUUUACUCUUAUUUUGUUAAUUAUUCUUGGGAUUCUAAAGGCACUUUUAUCAUGAAAAAUAUUGCUUAGUACCAUAUGUAAAAUUGCUUCAUGCUUUAAUUUGUAAUUUGAUAACCUUUUAUUUGAAGUGACUGGCUUUACAAUGGAACAGGCCAGAGCUACACACAAAAUAUCAACAACUGGGAUAAAUAAAUAGCUUUAAUAGCAGCAUACAUUUAUAUAUGUGUUCCCUCAAACAUUUCCCCUGAAUGUCACAAAAGUCCUGUAUUUAAGGAGACACAGAUGUGUGCAAAAUGACCUCCACCCUGAGGUAAGACUACAAAAUAUGAUUAGCAGGGAUAAUGGGACACUGUAAAUGCAGUGGAUGUACUGAUACAAGGUGACUACUUCAAAACAAGACUUAAAGUGAAAUGUUAUAAAUGUGUAUUGUAAACAAUCUAAAUAAAUAAAAGUAAAACAUUUAA
Electrophorus electricus (electric eel) is the source of this 5795-nucleotide messenger RNA. RefSeq names its product zinc finger protein 142 (gene znf142). The record is from RefSeq and is a predicted model, not a curated record. NCBI's taxonomy places the organism in Eukaryota, Metazoa, Chordata, Actinopteri, Gymnotiformes, Gymnotidae. Gene Ontology annotation, cellular component: nucleus. Gene Ontology annotation, biological process: positive regulation of transcription by RNA polymerase II.